AUGGAUAAGGCAGAAGUGUUGUUGCUGAUUGAUACUGUUGCAGCUGAGAUGAGUUAUGAAGAAUGCAGGGUUGACAUGCUGGUGCCAUGGAGAGGGAGCUAUGAUGUUAGUAUUGAUAGUGCUUCAAGUGGCCUGGCUGAGAUGAAGUUAAAGCCGUUUGGACGCCUUUGGUGGGAUGAUAUUGUAUCUACUGUUGUGGGAAGGUCUGAGAUCCAUAACCAGAUACCAUUUGCAGAUACCUUGAGGAUGUUCUGUAUUGGAUUCAACAAGAGGCGAGAGAAACAGGUCAAGAGAACCUGUAAUGCUCAAUCUAGCCAGAUCCGACAGCUUGAGUUAUAUAUUUCAAUUUCAAUGAUUCGUCGCAAGUUGGUUGAAGUCAUGGUAAACCAGGCCUCCUCGUGUGAUCUUAAAGAGUUGGUGGCAAAAUUCAUUCCUGAAAUGAUUGGAAAGGAGAUUGAGAAGGCUACAUCAAGCAUUUAUCUAUUGCAGAAUGUGUUUAUUAGGAAGUUCAAGAUCUUGAAGGCUCUAAAGUUUGAUCUUGGAAAGUUGAUGGAGGUUCAUGGUGACUACUCUGAGGAUGUUGGUGUGAAGGUGGAUAGGCCUGCUGAGGAAACAGUACCAGAGGCUGAAACUGAAGUUGUUGGAGCUUAGGUUCAU
Molecule: messenger RNA, 657 nt
Organism: Papaver somniferum (opium poppy)
Lineage: Eukaryota; Viridiplantae; Streptophyta; Magnoliopsida; Ranunculales; Papaveraceae
Product: 40S ribosomal protein S3a-like
Exons: 5
Coding region: 1-651 (216 amino acids)
Biological process (GO): translation
Cellular component (GO): cytosol; ribosome
Molecular function (GO): structural constituent of ribosome
Source: RefSeq, a predicted model, not a curated record